CGGGGCGGGAGGAGGCUGCGCCGCCGCUGUCCGCAUGGAUCCGGGCCAGGCGUCGUACCGUUUGCGCAAAAGGAAGUCUCCGCGGCGCGCGCGGCCCGGCGGUUUAGACACGGAGGACAGUCUGGCCAGCAGGAAUAGACCUAACUAUUUGGAGCCUUGGAUUGUGACUCUUCUGCUGGAGUACAACGAAUCCGUAACCAAAACAGAUGGACAGAUUGGACAUGUCCUGAAGGUUUUGAAUGAGCCGAAGGUUCACCAGGAUGCUGAGCAGGGCCCAGAAACGAUUCUGUGUAUUGGAGAUGGACAUCACUAUAUUGAAGUGGUGGUUGCAGCCAAGGCUGGUGAAAUGACAAAAAGCUCUAUAGCUCAGUCUGGAUUUUCUGGUAUUAUUGGCCAAUUCAUCAUCUUGCAGAAUUAUAGAGUGAGUUUUAAAGCGGCAACUGAAAUGGAAGAUUGUCAAUUUUAUCUCAUCCUUGAGUGUUUCCGUGUCAUGCCCAUGAAGAGGGAGGAGAAGAGGCUGCGGGAUUGCAAUCAGGAGCCGUCAGUCCUGCAAAAGAUAAAGGAACUAUGGCAGAAAAGCUUUGUCCUGCAACCGUGGUUCAGCUCAGAAUCACCAUCUGUUUCCCAAGUAUUGAAAGAGAUAAACCAGGAUCAACUGAGCACUUUGAAACAAAACGCUAAGGAUUGUCUCAACUUAUUGGACCCCAGCAAACUGUUGGAUUCUGAGCAACUGGCAGUGUAUCCUGACACUAAAUGGCAACUGGAACGGAAGCAAGAUAAGAUGCACCAAGACAUCUUUACUAUUCCAGCUAAGUUCCUGGCAAUCAGUGCAGAAAAUGAGGCAGCACUUUCCCGAUCCUACACGUCAAAGACCCCUCAAGCUGUCCCUGAAGCUGAUGAAAAUAUUCAAGAAGAUGACCGCAGUACUAUAUCUUUUUUCAGUGCAGCAGAUUCCACAAGUUUGGAUGGAUCCUUAGAAAAUCCCUGGGAUGCAUUCCCAGGAAUAACUUUGAGCUCCUCUAGUGAUACUUCUGGCACAUCCCCUGGCCUUCCCCAGACACAGCAGAUGCUCCUGGCCAGUCCUGCUGAAGAAGCAAAUCCACACUCCAAUGCUUGUGCCUCAGAUUUCCUGGAGCCUUGUAAUAAUAUGCCUCACUGUAGUUCUGAGCAGGCUGCACCAGUGCGGUCUUCAACACUGCUUCAUUCUCAUGACAGUGAGUUUCCCAAGGGAGCUGCCAAUCAGGAAUCUGGUCUGAUUGCAUCAACUACAGCAAGCCAGGCCAGUCAAAUUGCAGACAACAUUCCUUGUGGUCAGCCAUUAAACAAAUCUCAUCUUCACAGCUCUGUGCAUCUUUAUUCUCCUGUUUGUCAUUCCACUGAGGGCGACUUCUUUGAGCGGGUGUCUGAAAAUAGGAAGGAUUGCCUAUCCCAUGCACAGAGGGCUAAGAGGAUGACAGCUAGAUGGAAGUACCUUGAAACAGCGAAAUGUGUGUCAUCUAAAAGGAAACAGAGGCCAAAUGAAGAGGAACCUUCUGAGACUUUUUCCAGUCCGACCUGUAGUAAUAAUCUGGAAGGUGUAGGGCAGUGCUCUACUGAGACUGUUGCAAAAUCUACUAAUCCCAGUAAGAAACAUCAGUAUCCUCCCCUGAAAUUUGUAAGUACCCCCAAGAAAAGACGGUUCAAGGAAAUCCAGGAUCAACAGUCAUGUGUAUGUCCCCAAUGUGGUUGUACAGAGAGACUUCUAGAAAAAGGGAGUGAGCAGGAACCGAUAGGAAUCAUCAUGAGGAAAUCAAAGCAAAUUGGAGUUCAGCAAAAGGAGAGUGUGAAAGGAGACCGUUUGCACAACCCACCAACCCCUGAGCUCUGCUCUCAAGUGCAAUCUGUAAGGAUCUCAAGAGCAUUACUGGGAUGGGCACGCUGGGUUUUCAGCAACACGCAGAACCAAUAAACUCCCCAAGAUUCCUUGAUCUCAAGUUGAAUUACCUAGACACUUUUGCUAUGUUAGGCUGUUUUGUUCUUUAUUAGAUUUUUUGUUAAGAUAGAUCUGUUUUAAUUUCACAUACAAAAAGAAAAGGAACCCAUCGCAUUUUCCUCUAAGGUUGUUCGGAUGUCUGGAGCAAAGACUGCUUUGAUUUUAGGUACAAAGAUGUGCCAGCUGCUUCUUUAGGGGAUGGCAGAAUGACAACGCCAUAAUACAUAAUGCUCCUGUUUAUAUAAAUUAUAAAUGGGACUCAGCUAUAAAUGUAAGCUGUUUGUAUAUUUUUGUUUUGUAACUUGUUAAAAUAAACUGGUAACGAUCACAGCUUGUCUUGUAUGUCCUAAAGAUUUUUUUGAGCAGGGGAAUGCUUUCUGUUUUUUACAGUUAGUUGUAAAUAGAAUGUAAAGAAAUUUAGUCUUUAAAAUUUGACAUAUGGAAACUACUCUUCCUAAGCUAGUGAAAACCGUGCAGUUUUAUCUGCAGUGAGGGACAUAUUUAAGGAGCUUAUCCCUUUUUAAAGUUAAAGAGGAUCUGCAGCAUAAAUGCUUAUUUGAGCUGGUCCGCAACUUGCUCAAAUUAUUGUAUUCAGUUUUCUCCCUUGGUAAAUUUACACUUAAAGUAUAUUCUCUGGCCAGUAAUGUCUAAAUGUUACAUGUUGAGCAAUUUACUUGUGUCUUAGAAUUAUGCUUCCCACAGGUGGCUUCUGAGUUUGUAGAGCAUACAUCCAUAUACAGUAGCGUGUAGCUACAGCCACACAGUGGUGUUUAAUCCAGUUCAGAACACAAAAUGAAAUUGUGGGAACAAACUAUCUGUUCCAGACUCUGGUUUCUUAUAGUUGUCAGGUGCCACUAGUAAGCCUGCAACGCAUGAAGGCUAAUACUCUCUCUGAUAUGAUAUAAUACAGAGUUUAUAUCUUUCUGCUUCUAAAGAAGGAAGUUCCAUGAGUAUCAGGUUAUGCCUGAUACUCAUGAAUUUGUUUUAUCCCUUUUAGAGCAUUAUAAGUAGUGAAUAUAAUUGCUUCUUGAGACUAUAGCUUUCAUAAUUCAGUACUGUAUAAAGAAGAGCUUUGUCUAUUCUCAAUCUACUGUCAGUUUCAUUAACUAUGAAGCAAGGCGAUAUUAAAUUUGUAGAGCACUUCCCAGGAGACAGAUAUGCUAUGUGUCAAUAAGGUAGCUGAGUGUGGCGUGGAGAAAGGCAGUAUGACAGAAGAACAUAAACAUUCAUUACUAUACUAGAAAUACAUCUAAUGAAGUGCUAUACAACUUUAAACAUUUCUUGCUUGAAGUGAUGAAUGGUUUAUAUAAUGGUAUAUAUUUAUAAAAAUGUCAUAAAGGAAGUAAACAACUGUAUGGCAACAUCAAUAUGAAUUAAAA
Python bivittatus (Burmese python) is the source of this 3351-nucleotide messenger RNA. It is a transcript of the gene ACD, whose product is annotated as ACD shelterin complex subunit and telomerase recruitment factor. Gene Ontology annotation, molecular function: telomeric repeat DNA binding. Lineage: Eukaryota; Metazoa; Chordata; Lepidosauria; Squamata; Pythonidae. The record is from RefSeq and is a predicted model, not a curated record. Gene Ontology annotation, biological process: protein localization to chromosome, telomeric region; telomere maintenance via telomerase; negative regulation of telomere maintenance via telomerase. Gene Ontology annotation, cellular component: telomerase holoenzyme complex; chromosome, telomeric region; shelterin complex.